GGAUUAUUAAUUGUAAAUAACUGUGCCCUCUUCGGAUAAUGCAAUUCAUGGAUCUUGACGAAAUAGAAGGCCUGAAUGAGGUGAGGCCUGCUGUGUACCGUGCCGCCUUCAAGCUCCGAUCCCUGCAGAAACUCUGCCAGAUGCACACAGUCACAGUGUGUGCGUUUGGCCCCGCCCUGCGGUCCCUGGGAGCCACCGCAGACCGUGGAGGCAGGGUUACCGAGGCAGAUGUGGGGCGGAGCCUGCAGCAGAUUUUCGAGCGUGUUUCCAGAGAGCUUCCGGGGCAGCUGCUGCCUGGAGCAGCGGAACAGACCACCAGACUUCUCUUCAAGCUGUUCGACAGGGAGCAGACGGGCUUUGUCUCACUACAGUCAGUGGAAGCAGCGCUGAUUGCCCUGUCAGGAGACACUCUUUAUGCUAAACACACAGCUCUGUUCCGCCUGGCUGAAAGCUGCAGCGGACGGCAGGGCAGGGAGAGCGGCACUGUGACCCGGAGUGGCCUGAGGACACUGCUGGAUCACCUGAGCCAGGUACCUGCGGUGGUCCAGGAGAGUCACGUGUUUGGCCAGGUGGAGAGCGCUGCGAGAACCUGCUUUCAGGGGGUGCUAAGCGCAGGCGUGUCAGAGCAGCACUUCAUCAGCUGGUUGCAGUCGGAGCCACGGCUGCUGCUCUGGCUGUCCACCCUCUACAGGAUCUCUGCCAGCGAAGCUGUGGUCCACCGGGUCCGCUGCCACGUCUGCAAGGCCUUCCCCAUCACUGGUCUCAGGUAUCGCUGCCUCAAGUGCCUGAACCUGCACCUGUGUCAGACGUGCUUCCUGACCCAGAGGCGCAGCAGGAAGCACAAGCCGUCCCACCCGGUGAUGGAGCACUGCACCCAGCCAUCGUUCAGAGAGUCGCUGGCAUCGUUGGCGCACAGCGCAAGACACAACCUGCUGAGGAGGCGCUUUGCCAGGAGGGAGGCGGAGAGGAGGAGCGCUCUCUGCACAGAGCUACCUGCUGGAACCCUGCACAGGCUUUCUGGCGACCCAGCACCGAUGCUGUUGUCACAGGCCACGCCUCCUCAGACACAGACCACACCCCAUCAGACACAGGCCACGCCUUCUCAGGUCACAUCGGAAUCCAAGGCCACGCCCUCAUCGCCGAGGCUGGAGUCUAAGGCCUUGCAAACGGGCAGAACGCUGCAGUCCCAGAGGAAAACGUCACUUCUCAAGAAGGACCUGACUCAGACACAAAUGCUCAUGAGGGAUCUGCAGAGAGACAAGUGGCAGCUGGAGAAGCAGUUCCAGGUGUGGAGAGCUGCUGCCCAAUCAGAGCAUUCGUCACUGGAAAACAAGUGCUGCCAGCUGGAGGCCACCAUUGAGGUCCUGAGCCAGCACAACGAAAACCUGCAGGAGGAGCUGGGCCGAGCGCGGGAGCUGGUGCAGAAUGCUCUGUCAGAUGUCCCACCUUCGCAAGCUUUGAUUGGGAAAGAGAAUGACGGGGACGCCGGUGACACCGAAACCUCAGAGCCUCAGAGGAAGGAAGUGGUUGAUGACUGCCAGCAGGGGGAAUCCCCUCUGGAGGAGCGGAGGGCGUCAGCACCCGGAGGGGUGAGUCAGGAGGAGGUGACAUCACCAACACCAAAGCACCGGGAGCUGGGAACACAGACCUCCAGGAACUGUGAGAAUGCGAACAGUGGAGCCAUAGUACCAGGACAGCGCCCUCUGGUGGCUACUGAACCCCAGCACAGGUCAGGGCAUGAACACAGCCCCCAUGAGGCGGUGAAGGAGGCAGAGCCACAUCAAGGCGGGUUGCUAAAACAGGAGAACCAUCAUGGGAAGGGCCACCUGGACCAAUCGGAAAUAUUUGAGGAGGAGGAGGAGCAACUGUUUGACUUGGUGCAGCGGCUGAAGAAUGCUCUUUCUGUCUAUAGACACACAGGGACUGCCUGUGUGCCGAGGGAGGAGCUGCUGGCUGCCGCUGACGCAGUGGGAGGCUCCAUCGCGCAGCUCGUCUGCGCAGUCAGCUCUCGCGGCCUCCUCUGUCAGCCGCGCCCCGCCGUGCCCGACCAACCGCACGGCCGUGCCCAGCGGCCCUCGGCCAAUCAUGCUGCGCUGCCCAGCCAGCCGUGCGGUGACCGCGUAGAGCGGCGUUCGGGGACUGAUCGCUGA
This is a messenger RNA of Megalops cyprinoides (Indo-Pacific tarpon), 2150 nucleotides long. It is a transcript of the gene dytn, whose product is annotated as dystrotelin. Gene Ontology annotation, cellular component: plasma membrane. Gene Ontology annotation, biological process: synaptic signaling. The coding region runs from base 39 to 2150 and encodes 703 amino acids. The record is from RefSeq and is a predicted model, not a curated record. NCBI's taxonomy places the organism in Eukaryota, Metazoa, Chordata, Actinopteri, Elopiformes, Megalopidae. Gene Ontology annotation, molecular function: calcium ion binding; zinc ion binding. The transcript is spliced from 14 exons.